CCUGGUCAACAAUGGAACUGACAACUCUCGUCCUCGUUUCUGCUUUCGUGGUGCUGGUGUCAUUAUGGUAUGCCUCGAGGAAAAAGGACAGGAAUCCGUUACCCGGACCAAUCGGUUUACCAAUUGUUGGUUACUUGCCUUUCAUGACAACCAAACCUUACAUCAAGUUUACAAAAUUAGUUAAGAGAUACGGCCCCAUCUACAGUGUUCGUCUCGGAAGCAGAAAUGUGGUCAUUCUGGCUGAUUUCAAUGUGACCAAGGAAGCUUUCGCUAGCGACGCUUUCAUGGGAAGGCCUCCGGAUCUUCCUUUCGACCUCAGCGAAACGACUAAAAAAACUGGAGCCUUCCUUGAUAUGCCAUGGAAAGAACAGAGACGUUUUUCUUUGCAUAUGUUGAGAGAUCUCGGUUUUGGCAAAACCAAGAUGGAAGAACAUUUAAAAGAAGAAAUUGUCGAGCUGUUAGAACGUAUGGACCAGCUCGAAGGAAAACCCACUAAGAUGUCGAACAUCUUGGCUCCAAGCAUGUCCAACAACAUCGCUUCCUUGUUGUUUGGCAAACGUCUGAAGCAUGACGAUCCCAAAAGGAUCAAACUUGACAAUAUGCUGAGUGAUGUUGGCAAGUUAGCUGGAGCAACUGCGUGGCAACUGUUUUUCCCAUUCCUUAACAAUAUAUUUGAGAAAUUUGAAAUCGGAAACACAGGAAAGCUCCUUCAUGCUCUCAGAGAAGUGAGACAGUAUGUCCGAGAUGAGCUCGAUGAGCAUGAAAAGACUCUGGACCACAAUAAUAUUAGGGAUUUUAUGGAUGGAUACUUGCUUGAGAUGGAAAAGAAAGUGAACGACCCCAUGACAACGUUUAAAAGGGAUGUUCUGGUCGACUUGGGUCGAGCCUUCUUUGGUGCCGGAAGUGAAACUGUUCGAAUUUCCGUGGACUGGAUGCUGCUGAUUUGCGCACAUUUCCCCGAAGUUCAGAGGAAAAUGUACAGCGAAAUUCAAGAAGUCCUCGGGCAUGAACGUUUUCCAACUAGGGCGGACCACUUGAACAUGCCGUAUACAGAAGCAGUCAUUCUUGAAAUGAACAGAUGGAAGACUAUCAUUCCUAUAAACUUGAUGCGAUACACUUUACAAGAUACAGAGUUGAAUGGAUAUUUCAUCCCUAAACACUCUUACGUAUUGUCAGUCAUUUAUGCCGUCCAUCACGACAAAAAGCUGUGGGGAGCAGAUGUAGAAGAAUUUAAACCGGAAAGAUUCCUUAGCGAAGAUAGAAAGAAAGUGGUCAAGCCCGAGUUCUUUAUUCCAUUCUCAAUAGGUAAACGCCAGUGUCCGGGAAAAGUAUUCGCAGAGGUAGAAGUAUUCCUGUACGUUGCAGCCAUUCUGCAACGAUUCGAGAUCUCACUGCCGCCCGGUAAACAGGCGGAUUUGGAGGGAAUGUUAGGAAUUGGACUUCAACCUAAAAGACAGGACCUCGUAUUUAAACGACGCUCAUAACUUUCUUCAAAUUUUAAAACUCAAGACACAUUUUUCUGAUACUUUAUUAUGACAGAGUGAUAAAAACUCUUCCCGUUUUUUUUUUCCUUUCCUUAUCCUUGUUUUUUGUGGCAUUCCACGAAAUACUGUAGAGAUUUGUACUAAACAAGAUAAAGCUUUUUAAUAUUGUUGCGACUAUUUAAAAACAGCAUGACAUCAUAGUUUUUAAGCUCUUGUUCAUAAUAAUGUUUUUUCUAUAAUUAUGUUGUUUGCAUAAUGUUCAGAAUUUUUGUUUUGUUUUUUUACGUACUUGAGUAUAGAUGAAUUUAGCGAGAUUAGCGGAGUCACAUUAAUUGAGCCGUUUCUGCUGAAAACUAACGUCAAUUACUUGGAAUUCAUUAAUCCGUUCAGUAGGAUUUUUAGAGAAAUGCAACAGUCACCAUCUACGCGAAUUUUUAAACAGCAAUUACUAAUGUGAAGCGAAGAGAACAACUAAAAAUAGUUUGUGUUUAAGAUAUAACUAUCCUAUUUUAUUCGAAACAAAUGCUGUAUUUUAUAAAAUGACUUUUUGAUCAAUACCUCACAUGAUGAUUAUCAAGGAAAUGACUCAACUUUUGACCAAACGCCGCGCCGUAUAAGCAAUGAACAAUCGCUAUACAUUAGACUCCAAAAAUAGAAUAACGCAGUCAUGCAGUCAUUACAAGUAGUUACCUAUUCUACACUUCAACCGCAGCAGCUAGCUAACAGAACCAGCAAAUAAUUGUCUAAAAUACAUGCAUUCUUUUGAGUGCAGUCUGUUUUAACUCUUCUGGUCAAUGGGCAACAAUAUGCAUAAACCAGUAUCAAUGCAAUGCAAUGCAAUGCAAUUGUUCUCAUUUGAAGAGCAUGGAGAAGAAAGGUAAGAAGGCAAUUUUUCCAGUGUUUGAGAAAAUCACGAUUGAAAGUUUAAAACCCCAGCCUUUCUUCAUUAUAGAGUCAAUUUUUGAGUGAUUUUUUUUUUUUUUUUUUGUCUUGAUCUAUCUUUUUUCUUACCUGUCCAAUUGGGGCAACUAAUUCUACUCUACAAACACUUACUGUUGUUUUAUGGUACUUAAUUCGAAAAAAAAAAACACAUUUCGCUUUUCCUCUGUGCACUCUUCAUUUGUCUUCAUAUGACCUAAAAUCUAAACUAUACUUUAGAAUUUAGGUAUUAAAGUAUAAUUUAGAUUGUCUUUGAUUGUAAUAAGCAUUCGAUUUACUUUUAGUUUUAAUUCCAAUUGUAAUUUAAUCUAUUCUGUCUUCAUCAAAUUCUUUCUGUGAUAUUAAGUGCCUUUGUUACAGUGCCACUGUUGAUUUUUUUUAUACAGAUUUUAAUAA
This is a messenger RNA of Uloborus diversus, 2819 nucleotides long. Its product is annotated as cytochrome P450 18a1-like. The record is from RefSeq and is a predicted model, not a curated record. NCBI's taxonomy places the organism in Eukaryota, Metazoa, Arthropoda, Arachnida, Araneae, Uloboridae. Gene Ontology annotation, molecular function: iron ion binding; heme binding; monooxygenase activity. The transcript is spliced from 8 exons. The coding region runs from base 12 to 1484 and encodes 490 amino acids.